AGCACAAACAGAAAAUGCAUCCAUCUAUGUAUGAUGAUAAUAGUGGGUCUGAGCGACUAAGGUGCAGCCAAAGGGUCCUAUCUGCAAAAGAUUCUUCGAAAAAGACCCGGGUUUUAUCAACAGCAUCAUUAUCAGGUUCUCAUAUCAAUGAAACUCUGAUGGAUGGACCUACUGACUCUUCUGCCGAGUCAGGAGUUUGGUGGAACCGUCGGCGUAAGAAACUAGUAUCGAUUGGGUCAGAGUUUCAAGCGGAUAUUCCAGAAUGGAAAAAUGACGUCUAUGAAUCUGACUCUAAAUGGUUGGGCACCCGAAUCUGGCCGUUGGAUAAAAAUGAACAGAACAGAAUGUUACUAAUUGAAAGAGAUCCUGCUGGGAAAGGAAGGCAAGAUACAUGUGGCUGUGAAUAUCCAGGUUCUUUUGACUGCAUCAGGUUUCACCUUUUUGAGAAAACAAGGAAGGUUAAAUUUGAGCUAGGAUCCGCCUUUUAUCACUGGAAAUUUGACUGCAUUGGCGAAAAGGUUGCACUCUCUUGGACAGAAGAAGACCAACAAAAAUUCCACGAUAUAGUGAAGUCGAGCCCUUUGUCUGAGGAUGAGAGUUUCAGUUUCUGGCCUGAACUUUUUAAGGUCUUUCCUCACAAAAGCAGGGAAUCUUUGGUAAGCUACUAUUUUAAUGUCUUCCUUGUACGGCGAAGAGGUCAGCAGAAUAGGAUGAAUGCAAGUGACAUUGACAGUGAUGAUGAUGAAUCAGGGUGUGGACCUAGAUCUAUUUGUUUUGGCCGGGAUAAGUUCUCCAUCUUGUGUUCCCCGAAGAAAGCACAUCUAGAUCCCAACUAGUAACUGAAUGGACUUGUUCAGAAAUGUAAAUUUGGAGGAGUCUUGGUCUUUUUGCUUCAGCAAUUUUAUUGGGGUUUAAGGGUGGUUUACAGAUAUAUCAAUUUUUGAUCUACAUUUCUCAAUUUACGCUCCCUGUAGAGUUAGCAGUGCUUGAGUCAGAAAGAAACAACACUGCUAGGAGCACAAAUUUUCACCCAACAGCAAAGUCUCUUGAGUUUAUAUAUAUACAUGCUGCUCUAAACUGAAGUUACCAUUUUGUUCUUUGUUUGAUGA
Messenger RNA from Nicotiana tabacum (common tobacco), 1109 nucleotides. The record is from RefSeq and is a predicted model, not a curated record. NCBI's taxonomy places the organism in Eukaryota, Viridiplantae, Streptophyta, Magnoliopsida, Solanales, Solanaceae.